UGCGCUGUAAACAGUAGCUAGCUGACGUUAGCCUGUGGACAUGUCCGGGCUUCCUUUGCGUUGAUGUAAGAUAUUCUUAAGGAUAUUGAGUAGAGUUUCAAAGUUGUUUUCUUCACACAAUGGAAACAGAAAUCCGACCGAACAAACGAAGCUACACAGAUGAAAAGUCUGCGUCGGAGGAUUCCGACAAUGAGGACUAUGUGCCUUACGUCCCCGUUAAGAUCAGGAAGCAGCAAAUGUUGCAGAAGAUGAUGCGUCUGCGAGGGAAGGGCUUGGCGGAGGAGGACCAGCAGGACGGUGGCGGGGAGCAGAGGGAGGAGGACGAGGGCCUCGGGCCCCGGUCCAACGUCAGCCUGCUGGACCAGCACCAGCACCUCAAGGAGAAAGCAGAGGCACGAAAGGAGUCAGCCAAGGAGAAGCAGCUGAAGGAGGAGGAGAAGAUCCUGGAGAGUGUGGCUGAAGGCCGAGCCUUAAUGUCUGUCAAGGAGAUGGCUAAAGGCAUAACCUAUGAAGACUCUAUUAAGACCAGUUGGAGGGCUCCCCGCUACAUAUUGAACAUGCCAUCAGCAAGACAUGACCGUGUGCGGAAGAAGUACCACAUCCUGGUGGAGGGCGAUCGUAUCCCCCCACCCAUCAAGAGGUUCAGGGAGAUGAAGUUCCCUCAGGCUAUCCUGAAAGGCCUAAAGAAGAAGGGAAUUGUGCACCCAACACCCAUUCAGAUCCAGGGAAUCCCGACCAUUUUGUCUGGCAGAGACAUGAUUGGCAUUGCGUUCACGGGCUCUGGGAAGACUCUGGUGUUCACUCUGCCCAUCAUCAUGUUCUGUCUGGAGCAGGAGAAACGACUGCCUUUCUGCAAGCGAGAGGGGCCCUAUGGGCUCAUCAUCUGCCCUUCUAGGGAGCUGGCGAGGCAGACCCACGGCAUCAUCGAGUACUACUGCAAGUUGCUGGAAGACGAGGGCGCGCCUCAGCUGCGCACUGCCCUGUGCAUCGGUGGCAUGUCUGUCAAAGAGCAAAUGGAAGUGGUCAAGCACGGGGUGCACAUGAUGGUGGCAACCCCCGGUCGGCUCAUGGACCUGCUGAACAAGAAGAUGGUGAGUCUGGAUAUCUGCCGCUACCUGGCCCUGGACGAGGCUGACCGGAUGAUCGACAUGGGCUUUGAGGAGGACAUCAGGACCAUCUUCUCUUACUUUAAGGGCCAGAGACAGACAUUGCUCUUCAGUGCCACCAUGCCGAAGAAGAUCCAGAACUUUGCCAAGAGCGCCCUGGUCAAGCCAAUCACCAUCAACGUGGGCCGAGCUGGAGCAGCCAGCUUGGAUGUCAUUCAGGAAGUGGAGUAUGUCAAAGAGGAAGCCAAAAUGGUGUACCUUCUGGAAUGUUUACAGAAGACCUCGCCUCCGGUAUUAAUAUUUGCUGAGAAGAAAGCAGAUGUGGAUGCCAUACAUGAGUAUCUGCUGCUGAAGGGCGUGGAGGCAGUGGCUAUCCACGGAGGCAAAGACCAAGAGGAGAGAACAAAAGCCAUCGAGGCGUUCAAGGAGGGCAAAAAGGACGUUCUGGUAGCCACUGAUGUGGCUUCCAAAGGUUUGGAUUUCCCCGCCAUCCAGCAUGUUGUCAACUAUGACAUGCCUGAAGAGAUCGAAAACUACGUCCACAGAAUCGGUAGGACGGGUCGGUCAGGCAAGACUGGGAUAGCCACGACUUUCAUCAAUAAGGGCUGUGAGGAGUCUGUGCUGAUGGACCUGAAGGCCUUACUGAUCGAAGCCAAGCAGAAGGUUCCACCUGUGCUCCAGGUUCUGCAGACAGGCGAUGAAGCCAUGCUGGACAUCGGAGGUGAGAGAGGCUGCGCGUUCUGUGGAGGUUUGGGUCAUCGCAUCACUGACUGUCCCAAGCUGGAGGCCAUGCAGACCAAGCAGGUCACCAACAUCAGCCGGCGAGACUGCCUGGCCAACAGCUCCAUGGACUUCUGAGGCUUCCGGGUCGCUGCAGCCGGGGCUGCGACGUGCUCUGUGUCGUCGUGUGACGUUUGGGGAGUGAUGGGAAAUCUAAAACGCUGGAUGGACCUACAGCCAAGAUAUUCCCAAAUGUGGACUUCUACUGAAUGGAACGGAUCAUGCUUAGAAAUGCUUGCUUUUGUUCUGUGUGCCAUUCAGAGCAUGGGUCUGGGGAUUUUUUUUGCGGUAUUAAAAAUAUACAGAUUGAUGUAUUACAAUGAUCUCUAAAAACAUUAAAACAAUUUUAGGUA
Electrophorus electricus (electric eel) is the source of this 2239-nucleotide messenger RNA. RefSeq names its product DEAD (Asp-Glu-Ala-Asp) box polypeptide 41 (gene ddx41). The record is from RefSeq and is a predicted model, not a curated record. Gene Ontology annotation, biological process: mRNA splicing, via spliceosome. Gene Ontology annotation, molecular function: RNA helicase activity; ATP binding; zinc ion binding. Lineage: Eukaryota; Metazoa; Chordata; Actinopteri; Gymnotiformes; Gymnotidae.